Molecule: messenger RNA, 2712 nt
Organism: Neoarius graeffei (lesser salmon catfish)
Lineage: Eukaryota; Metazoa; Chordata; Actinopteri; Siluriformes; Ariidae
Product: histone-lysine N-methyltransferase PRDM7-like
Exons: 7
Coding region: 149-1099 (316 amino acids)
Cellular component (GO): nucleus
Molecular function (GO): histone methyltransferase activity; protein binding
Source: RefSeq, a predicted model, not a curated record
AAGAAGAUGAGCUGCAGUAGAGGAGGAUCUUUGCUCACAUCUCGCUAGUCAUCGGCACAUAAAAUACUUCGGAUCCAGUUUUAACGAAUAUUAGGUUUGAUUGACAAAAGCUUGUGUGUUUUGUGUAUUUCAGCUCAGAUUUGUGAGGAUGCAGACGGAGCUGUGCAGCACGUCUGACGGAAGAACCUCGAGCUCGGUGGAACACGUCGCUCCUGUGGUCCAGAGGAACAGAGAAUUCUGGAGGAAAACUCCGAAAGAGGAAGAAACUGAUGACGACGAUGAUGAUGAUGAUGAUGACUUCUAUGGCGGGACAUCGAGCUCGGUAGAAGACGUCUCUCCUGAGGACCAAAUGGAACAGAACGAAGGAUUCCCGAUCGUUCUGAAAGAAAAGCCAAAACAUGACGACUAUCUCUAUUGUGAGGAUUGCAGAUCUUUCUUCAUCAACAAGUGUGAGGUUCACGGUCCGGCUCUCUUCAUCCCUGAUGUUCCAGUUCCAUUGGGGGUCACUGACCGAGCCAGACAAACCCUUCCUCUGGGUCUUGAGAUUCGGAAGUCUGGUAUUCCCAAUGCAGGCCUGGGAGUGUUUAACAACAGCGGCGUGAUUCCAGUUGGUGCUCACUUCGGGCCCUACCAGGGAGACACGGUAGAGCGAGAGGAAGCCAUGAACAGUGCCUACUCCUGGGUGAUAUAUGAAAGCAGGCAGCAUGAAAAAUAUAUAGAUGCCACAUCAGAGGUGCAGUCUAACUGGAUGAGGUAUGUGAAUUGCGCUCGUAAUGAUGAAGAGCAGAAUCUGGUGGCGUUUCAGUACCGAGGUGGGAUUCUGUACCGCUGCUGUCGACCCAUCGAGCCAGGACAGGAGCUCUCGGUGUGGUAUGAGGAGGAGUAUGCCAGAUAUGCCGGCAUCACUUUUGACUACCUCUGGAACAAAAAAUGCUCUGCAAAUAAUCUCUGCUCACAUCUCUGCCUGUUUGCACAAUAUCCAGAGCUGGAUGGACAACAAUCACCUGCAGCUCAACCCAGGCAAGGCAGAGGUGACCUACAUUCAUGCUCCAUCCUCUCCACCCCUGGACAUCGUCAUCUACCUGGGGGACGUCUCUAGGUCACCUUUGCAAAGAACCUAGGGGUUGUGUUUGACACACUUCUCAUCAGCGACCAUUUUUGCAGUGACCCAACAUCUAAAGGAUCUGCACUUUCCUCACCACUCACUCUACCCAGCUCCUGGUCCAAGCACUGAUCUUCUCCUGCUUGGACUACUGCAACUCUCUCCUUACUGGCCCUCCAGCAUCUGUUGUCAGAACACUGCAGCUUGCCGGAUCUACAACCUCCUUCAUUCUUCCCUUGUCACCCCUCUGCUCGCUGAGCUGCACUGGCUACCUAUUGCAGCUCACAUCGAAUUUAAGACAUUGGUGCUAGCUUAGCAGGCUGUCAAGGGGUUAGGGCCAGCAUACCUCCAGAGUCUGAUCUGCCCCUAUGCUCUGCUACUACUGGUCACCUGGCCCCUCCUCCUCUCUGCUCCUGCCCACUCAAGACUGCUGUCUGUCCUGGUUCCCCAUUGGUGGAAUGACCUUCCCACUGUGGUCAGAACUGCUGACUCCCUGACCACCUUCAAGCACAGACUGAAGACUCACCUCUUCAGGCUGCACCUCUCUCCUGCUUCCCUGCUCACUGUGUAACUGUGUAUCGGUCUAGACCAACCCAGGCUGAUGUCUAGCCUGGGCUUAGCAGUUGGAGUUGUUUUUUCUUUGUCAGUUCAUUUGUAUGGUUGGUUUGCUUUCUUGAUUGUUGAGUAUUGGUACUUCAACAGAAUAUUACACCAAGUACAACCCCAAUUCCAAAAAAGUUGGGACACUUUUUGUAAACUGUAAAUAAAAACAAUGUGAUAAUUUGCACAUCAUGGAAACCCUAUCUUUCAUUGAAAAUAGUACAAAGACAACAUAUCAAAUGUUGAAACAAAUAAUAUAUUUUUCAAAAAACAAUACAAUUUAUGCUCAUUUUGAAUUUGAUGUCAGCAGCACAUUUCAGAAAAGUUGGGACGGGCAUGUUUACCACUGUGUUGCAUCACCUCUGCUUUUAACAGACACUCUGUAAAUGUUUGGGAACUGAGGAGACCAAUUGCUGUAGUUUUGAAAGAGAAAUGUUGUCCCAUUCUUGUCUGAUAUACAAUUUCAGUCACUCAACAGUUUGAGGACUCCUUUGCCAUAUUUUUUGCUUUGUAAUGCACCAGAUGUUUUAAAUGGGAGACAGGUCUGGGCUGCAACAGGCCAGUUUAGCACCUGGACUCUUAUUAAAACUGCAUGGCUCUAGAGUAUGUGCAGAAAGUGGUUUGGCGUUGUCUUGCUGAAAGAUGGAAGACCUUCCCUGAAAAAGAUUUUGUCUGGAUGGCAGCAUAUUGCUCUGAAACGUGUUUAUAUCAUUCAGCAUUCAAAACUUCUUGUAUAUGACUUUUGCAUUUAUGUCACUCUGGAUAAGAGCAUCUGUUAAAUGCCUGGAAUGUGAUGUAAUGCAGCUGCUAAUUUCAUGCAACACAACUGUACAAGAACAUGCUUUACUACAGUAUUUUGAGUAAUGCUCUUUAUUCAGUUAUAAAAAAAAAUGUUAAGUAUGUAUUACUUAAAUUAGUAUCCUCUUUAGACUGCUUAGACAAUCUUUUGGACUGGUUCUGUUAUACAUUUCUUCAUUUUGUUGCAUUUUUAACUCAGGUUUUUUUUUUCU